AUGCCGUGGGCUCGGUCUAGUCCGUUACUCAACAAGCGAUGGAUCAAGACUGGCUUGUUGGCUCUGGCAGCCCUGUUAGUGCUUCUUCCUUUGUUGCGGUCGAAGCGAGGAUCACUCAAAGCAUGUCCCACCAAAGGCGAAAUACCUCCGGUCCAUCUAUUGCUACCCAUCACGAAAGAUGCCGCUGUCAAGACCCCGAAGUUCUGUCGUGCCUUGCUAGGAGCCAUCAUGACUGGGUAUGAUCCAAUCAUAAUGAAUUGGGAUGUCGAAUUGCCACCAGAGCUUGACAAACUGUUCCAGGCCAAGCAUCUGCAAUUCCCUGAGAACGACCUUGUCUUCCUGGUGGAUGCUCUGGAUGUCUGGCUUCAGCUGCCACCUGCAGACGUAGCGAGACGUUUUCUCGAAUACGGUAAAGAUGUUCUGGUAGGUGCGGAACGUCACUGUGUCCCAAAUUCAUGGCCUUCGCACGAAUGCCAAGGUGCACCGCAGAGCCCCCUUCCUAUUGGUCUUUGGGAGCCUCACAUGAAGCACGUUGAGAAGGUCGAGCACUCUCCUACGCCUCGACAUGCCAACAGUGGAACCGUAUUGGGAAGAGCUGGCAAAAUGGAGGUAUUGUUCAGGCGCCUGGCCGAGAUCAUUGGUGAUCCCAAGUAUCCACAUCCGGGCGCAUUCAAUACUCUUCUGGUACACGGAGAUCUCGGAGUAGACUACUACAGUCGACUCUUCUGGAACUCUGCCUCGGACGAGAGCUCACUCAUAUGGCUCAAUACGCUUGUCCAUCCCGACAGUCACCUCUGCGGACACAGUGGCCCUAGGAAUUACACGGUCAGCGGUGGUCUCGAAUCCUUCUCGCCUGGAGACCCGAUACCGUGGCAUAUGCUACCCAGCGUGGGUCACAACCAGCUCACUGGGCAGAUUCCGGCCGCUCUUCAUUUCAACGCCAUCGCGACCAAGAACCUCUUGCAGGAUCUAUGGGGCAAGCCGUGGUAUAGCACUGCCCGCUUUCAACCAUUUGUCAGACAACGGGUGAGAGGCCUCAAGGUCAAGGGUGUCAAACCGAAUGGGGACUGGCACGAGCUCGACGUGGAGUCUACAUGCGCCAACCAUUUGCCAGGACUGUGGCCCGAGGCCUGA
Kockovaella imperatae is the source of this 1134-nucleotide messenger RNA. RefSeq lists its product as hypothetical. Lineage: Eukaryota; Fungi; Basidiomycota; Tremellomycetes; Tremellales; Cuniculitremaceae. The coding region runs from base 1 to 1134 and encodes 377 amino acids. The transcript has 6 exons. The record is from RefSeq and is a predicted model, not a curated record.